AUGGCCUCUGUACUGAAGGCCGAAGAUGGUGCUUGGCAUGGCUUGAUAGAAUCAAACGGGGAGUUUCCACCAGAAAAAGGACGAUACCAUCUCUACAUUGGCCUCUUUUGCCCCUUCGCACAUCGCGCAAACCUUAUCCGACACUUGAAGGGACUGACUGACAUCAUUGACAUCUCCAUCGUCAAGCCAUACCCGAAGGGUGAUGACAAGGGAUGGCCAGGAUGGAAAUUCCCUACAGGUGAAGAUCCCUACGAGGGUUCCACCGAAGACCAUCUAUUUGGAAGCAAAUACCUGCACGAAGUGUAUUUCAGAGACAACAAGGAUUACAAGGGACGAUACAGCGUUCCAGUGUUAUGGGACAAGAAGACCAAUCGAUUAGUCAACAAUGAGAGCCUGGAGAUACUUCGAAAUUUCAACACUGGGUGGAAUUCUAUUCUGCCCGAGGAGUACAAGAAAGUAGACUUAUAUCCCGAGAUACUGCGGAAGGAGAUUGAUGAGGUGGGGCAGUGGAUGCAGGCAAACUUGAAUACCGGUGUCUAUAAAGCUGGGUUUGCUCCAAAUCAGGCAACAUACGAUGAAAAUGUAGUACCGGUAUUCCGAGCACUGAAUCGGUUGGAGGAAAUGCUGUCAAAGAAUGGAGGUCCAUAUGUCCUAGGACUACAGCUGACUGAACUGGAUUUGCGGCUCUACCCAACACUGAUCAGGUUCGACACGGUUUAUGUCCAACAUUUCAAGUGUAAUUUGGGAACUAUAAGACACGACUACCCAUUUUUAAAUGAGUGGAUGAAGAAUUUAUACUGGAACGUACCUGGAUUCAAAGAGACGACGGACUUCCGGCACAUCAAAGAGAAUUAUACCAAAAGUCACACUCAUAUCAAUCCGAAGGCGAUUACUCCUAUGGGUCCGAUACCGAAUAUUGAAAGUGGGGUUGAAAAGGAUUGGAGCAAGAUAAAAGCAGGAGGAGUUAAACUGCCUGCUUAG
This is a messenger RNA of Hyaloscypha bicolor E, 981 nucleotides long. Its product is annotated as glutathione S-transferas-like protein. Gene Ontology annotation, cellular component: cytoplasm. The transcript has 3 exons. Gene Ontology annotation, molecular function: glutathione transferase activity. Lineage: Eukaryota; Fungi; Ascomycota; Leotiomycetes; Helotiales; Hyaloscyphaceae. The coding region runs from base 1 to 981 and encodes 326 amino acids. The record is from RefSeq and is a predicted model, not a curated record.